Molecule: messenger RNA, 2892 nt
Organism: Trichobilharzia regenti
Lineage: Eukaryota; Metazoa; Platyhelminthes; Trematoda; Strigeidida; Schistosomatidae
Source: the annotation of a GenBank genome assembly
CUGGACUAAGCUGCGUGUUUCUUUAACUCCUGCCGGCGUUUUGGAAGUGUUAUACAUGAAUAUGAGUGUUUAGGUAGAUAGAUCAUGGUGGAUGUCCCCUUGCUAGCUCGUGUCUCCGAUAAUACAGACUGUAGCUCUUCUUCUUGCCCAACCUCAUCAGUGUCUGAAGAUUCUGUUCCAGAAGGUUAUUUGAUUUUAACAUUUGAUAAGAGAAAGAAGGCGGUUAUAAAAACAGCUGUAUUUGCAGAUGUCUCUGAUCCCCGGUUUGUUGAUGACUUUGAUGAUGAGGAGGAUGACGAUGUUUUUGCGAAUACUGAAGAAGGCAAAUGUAAUAAUACCAAUUGGCAACCAGCCAACGAUGAUGCGUCGAAAUUAUCUAUUUGUUCGGUAAAAACUGCAAAUGAAAACGCUGCAGAUGAAACUAAACGUUCACUGUCAAAACCACUUGUUAUAUCAACAGAUACAGGUGAUAAAAAUGAUAAUGCAUCAUCUUUUAAUUCAUGUUAUGGUGAAGUAUUUUGGGUUGGUGAAGAUGAACCUGAUAUCAAAUCAAAAAUUAUCGAAUCAUCAUUAGAACAAUUAUCAAGUAGUAAUAAUAAUAACAACAGUUUAAUACGUGCAAGUCCCCUGUCAUGUGAUACUACUGCUUCAAUAACUCCAGAUUCAACAUUACCAUCAUCUUCUGAAGGUGGUAGUUGGUCUGGAAUGAUGAUGACGGCGGCGAUGAUGAAUAGUGCACCACCACCACCACCACAGUUGAAUGCCUCUCGUUUAACCAACAACAACAACAGUCUUCCAUAUCGUAGAGAAGCCCUACCAACUAAUAAUAGUCAUUUUGUUAGAAAAUUCAAUCAUAAUUUCUCGUCAUACUUUCAAUAUAAUAAGUGUUCUAGAUCAUUAUUUACUGGGCGGUAUACACCAACACUACAAACAACAACAACAACAAAUACAAAUGAUCAUUCACAAAAAAUGCUCAAAUGUGAUCAAUGCGGUAAAUAUUAUCGUAAUGAUUACAGUCUAUAUCAUCAUAUCUGUUUAAAGCGUAAAGAUGUCUGGAAGAAAGGUGAUGUCCCCUCAGAAAUGAUUGAUGGCCAGUUAAUGUAUUUUUGUCCUAGUUGUAGUAAACCGUUUAAAUGGCUUGGUAAUUUGACACGACAUUUUUAUGUACACACGGGUCAACGAUUUUUUCGAUGUGAUAUUUGCUCUAAAGAAUUUUUCUCUGCUUACCAAGUUCGUAGGCAUAUGAAUUCGCAUACAGGUGUGCGUUAUAAGUGUACAAUCUGUGACAAACCAUUCACAUGUAAAUAUGCCUGUGCAUGGCAUACACGUAAACAUUUUACACAGCCAGGAUUGAAACAUCAUUGAACAGAGGAUAUAUAUAUAUAUAUUCCAAGGUUUUAUUUAUUUAUUUUGAUAUUACAUAUGAUUUUAGCAUCGAAAGUAAAAUGCCUUAACUUUUCUACGUUCCAUUUUACAUAUACACCUACACCUACGUGUAUUCAUUGUGAGUUGUACUAUUUUUUUACAAUAAGGAUUCUUCCAAUCGGUGUUGUCUUAUAUAGUAAUUAUUAUUAUUAUUAUUACUAUUAUUUUAAUAGCUGUUCUUAUACAUUAUUGUUACUGUAUUACCAAUACUCAGUAUUAUACAGGAAAGAGGAGUGGGGGUGUGUGUGACGAGUAACAAACAACACAUGUGCCUUUAAUCUACUGUUGAAUAUCUCAACAGUAACCCUAACAAUACUACUUCUAGGACUGAUUACAGUCAUAGUCUGUCACCCUCCCUUUGUGUAUGUGUGCCUUUGUCACUAACGUCAGUGAUCGCCAGUACUCACGACAUUAUUAUUAUCGCAUACAUAUUUUUGUUAUAUGUUUGGAUUUUUAUGCUCUGCUUUACACACAUCAUACUUUUCUAUUACAAAAAAUAUAGACAACAAUAACGACAACAGUAAUAAAAAAAAAAGAAAUCUGACUGAUUGCUCAAUUUGACGAUAUUGUAUAUGAUUCGUGGUUUUCCAAUUUUUUUUUUGAUUUUUUAAGAAUAUCAAUUUGCUCCAGUGUAUGAGUUCUGAUCGCUUGUUUGCUUGCUCACCUGUCUGCCUACCUGCCUCCCCCUCUCUCUCUCCGUCUGUGUGUUCCUCACGAGAGAGAGAGAGGGUACACCGAUGCUUGUAUGUGUGUGCUUUGCCAUGUGUGCGUGUAUGCCUUAACAGACACACACACACGCACAUGCAUACAUAAAUACAUACACAAACUGGGAUCUUCCAAUUAUUAUUAUCAUUUUGUGGUUUUGCAAUUUUUUUGUAAGUUUUCGUGUAACACUAUAUACUCAUACACAAAUAUUUUUUUAUUAUUGUUAUUGUUGUUACAUACAUAAGGUUGUGUACGCGUAUUUGUUAGAUUGUAUCACACUCUACAAUGCAACACGUAUGCACAGACACACACACAAACACACAUUAAAAACAAAUAAUUCAUACACAUACAUACUUCUUGAUUCCAGUGACCAUCGUAGGUUACUACAUAAAAUCUAUCUGGGGGGGGGGUAAAUCUCGCCAACGCUGAUUCUCCUCUCCAGAUGUGUGCUGCCUUACACUCCAGCGUUUUUUUUGGCUGUUUUUAUUCGAUUGUUCAUUUGUAUUAAUUUAUGGGUUUUUUAUAUGUGUUCUUUUGGUUGUUUCUUCAACCUGGUUUUUUUAUACUCAAGGCUCUGUUUGCCUCUCUUAGUUUGGUGUAAAACUUACUCGUCAGAAUAGCGAUUUUGUUUUUUGAAGGAUGUUUCUUUGUUGUUGUUAAGCUUUUGAUGUGGUAUAUAUAUACGUAUUUAUGUGUGUGCGGUGACAUGAUUUUUUUAAAGUAUGUUAUUUAUAUAUGAUAAUAGAAUUUUGAAAGCUGUAA